Messenger RNA from Verticillium alfalfae VaMs.102, 1377 nucleotides. RefSeq lists its product as hypothetical. Lineage: Eukaryota; Fungi; Ascomycota; Sordariomycetes; Glomerellales; Plectosphaerellaceae. Gene Ontology annotation, biological process: adenylate cyclase-activating G protein-coupled receptor signaling pathway. The transcript is spliced from 4 exons. Gene Ontology annotation, molecular function: G protein-coupled receptor activity. The record is from RefSeq and is a predicted model, not a curated record. Gene Ontology annotation, cellular component: plasma membrane. Bases 1 to 1377 code for a protein of 458 amino acids.
AUGGCCGCCAACUUUGACAAAGUGAUCGCGUCCGCCACGCUGGCGGGCAGCCUCCUCUCUUGCGUCGCGACGACAUGCGUGCUGACUUCGUUUGCCAUCUACCGUCACCAGAUGCGCAGUUUUCGCCAUGCUCUCGUCUUGAACCUUUCGGUAGCGGAGUUCAUCAACUCGCUCAACAAUACGGUUUCAGGCUUUAUAUACAUGCGCACGAGGGGCCUCCAGCCCGGCGCAGCCUGCACCGUCAACGGCUUCGUGGGCCAGCUCUCGGUGCAGGCCGCCGACUUUUCCAUCCUCGCCAUCGCGCUCGUCACGCUCCUCACCGUCACGGGGACAGUGUACAUGCCCAAGGCGUCGCUCGCGCGCAAGGCCACCAUCUGCGGCGCCGUCUGGGUGGUUCCCGUGGCGACGAGCGUCACGGCGACGGCCAUGGGCCAGAUGGCCCCCGUUGGAGGCAACUGGUGCUGGAUCUCGGCGGCGAGGCCGGACCUGCGCGAUGACGAUAUGAAACUGGACAACCUGAUGCGCGUUGAAGCCGCUGGUGCCGGAACAACGACGAAACCCGCAGGGCUGAGCAUCAGCGUGCACGAGGUGAAGAUGGACGCCGCCGCCGUUGAGGCCAAGGGUGGUAUGAUGGACUUUGACGACGACGACGAUGAUGACGACGCCACGACGCUGGACGAGAUGAUCCACGGCACACCCGGCAAAACGCUCCGACAGCAAAAAUCAUUCCAGGAAGACCUCGAGAGAAUCACGCCCAAGUCGUCGUACCCCGGCGACAACCACGUCUCGAUUCCCAGACCGAGCGCCAGUGCCAGCGGCAGCGUUCGCAGGGCCCCGAACGUGCCGGCGAACAGGACGAUGCGCAGCACGCUGAGCGAGUUCCCCAUCAGGCAAGACUCGCAUCAGGUGGAACGGGAGAUCAAGAAGAUGAUGUUCCUCAACGCGUACCCGAUCAUGUACGUGCUGCUCUGGAUCCCCGGUCUCGUGAACCGGCUGCUGCAGGCGUCGGGGAACGCGCCGGGGCCGAGGACGAUGGCGGCGUUGCAGGUGUCGACGCAGAUGGCUCGGCAUGUCGUUGGCUUGGAGUGGAUGCUCACCUGGAGCCCCAGCGAGGGCUCCAGGCCCCCGUGCAGUGGAUUUCUACCUGUAGCUUCCGUGGACGCCAUGUCUCUCGGCGGGUUCUGGGAAGGUGCCAAGGGUGCCUCGAGAUGGCACCUUCUGCAGCUCCAGAACAGUCACGUGAUACCAUGCAUGACCGAAAUGGAAAGACCACCUGGUGCCAAAAAUAGCAACACCGCUAAGCGCCGCCAAGUGCAGGUCGAAGUGCAAGGGCAAGAGCAGCAGAAAGGAGUAUGCAAGAGCUGGCUGUGCCAGUGA